This is a messenger RNA of Myotis daubentonii (Daubenton's bat), 4598 nucleotides long. RefSeq lists its product as uncharacterized. Gene Ontology annotation, cellular component: nucleus. Gene Ontology annotation, molecular function: DNA-binding transcription activator activity, RNA polymerase II-specific; RNA polymerase II cis-regulatory region sequence-specific DNA binding. The record is from RefSeq and is a predicted model, not a curated record. Gene Ontology annotation, biological process: regulation of transcription by RNA polymerase II. Lineage: Eukaryota; Metazoa; Chordata; Mammalia; Chiroptera; Vespertilionidae.
GGGAGGCGGGGCGAGCCGCCCACGUGACCCCGGCGCGCCCGUCUCCGGGAGCCACUGGGCGGCACCGCGGACCAACCACGCUCUGCCGGGACCUUCGAACCAAGUCUCAUUAAUCUUGUAUUUCACAAACGCGUUGAAGUCCUUGUUGAAGUCCCUGCUCAGAGCCUCUCACAGCGGAGUUUUUGGAUGUCUUUGGGAGGAGAGACAACAUGAAGACGAAAUAAAACACCUCACAGAGUGGUCUCCAUGUAGGAGCUCAUUGUUCCUGACUCUCUCCUGUGACAAAGGACAGAAGGGAGUGGCCUUUUCCUCAUUUCCAGCUCCUUCUUACUGUGAGUGUGAGGUGAGCUGAUUAACAGGCUGUGUGGACUCCUUUGAAGGCACAUUCUGGGACUCCUCAACAUAUUGUCACCUGAGAAAACAACACAGAUCCCUAUCAGGACCAGGACCAAAUGGCUGCUUCUCAGGAACCGUUGACCUUCAUGGAUGUGGCCAUAGAUUUCUCUCAGGAGGAGUGGGAAUGCCUGGACCCAGUUCAGCGGAAAUUGUACAUGGAUGUGAUGUUGGAGAACUAUAGCAACCUGGCCUCCCUGGCUAUACCACCUAAAGAUAACCAGGCCUUUAUGCCAAAGCCCGGAAUACAAGAUUUAUUCUCUGAAAUAAUACUCAGUACACAUAAUGGAAAUAGCAUUUAUCAAUGGAUCGAACAUUGGAAAAACUUUAAGCAAGAGUCACAUCUCAGUCAUCAUUCAAUUGAGCUUGCACAGGACCAUUAUAAAAGUGGAGAAGUCUUGGACCAAAUGUCCAAUCACAAUAUACUUCAGGUUAUUCCUAUUGUGAAGAAGACACACAAAAGAAGUAAAUGUGUCCAGUCUUUUCAGCAAUCAUCAAAUUACAAUGAACAAGAGCAUAUUCAUACUGGAGAGAAGCCUUACAAAUGUAAAGCAUGUGGCAAAGCCUUUAAGUGUCAUUCAUCUCUCAUUGUUCAUAAGGGAAGAAUUCAUACUAUUGCAAAAUUUUACAAACUCACGGCAAAUGGAAAAGGCUUUAGUCAGUCCUCAAGACAUACUCAGCAUCAUAGAAAUAAUACGGGAGAAAAGUCUUAUAAAUGUUCAGAAUGUGGCAAAGCCUUUACCCAGCACUCAACCCUUAGUAUUCAUCUGAGAAUUCACACUGGAGAGAAACCUUAUGAAUGUAAUGAAUCUGGCAAAGCCUCUAGACGGUCCUCACACCUUACUUAUCAUCAGAGAGUUCACACACGAAAGAAGCCUUAUAAAUGUAGAGAUUGUGGCAAAGCCUGUUGUAGCUUCUCAGAUCUUACUAAGCAUCAGAGAGUUCAUACUGGCGAGAAGCCUUAUAAAUGUAGAGAAUGUGGCAAAGUCUUUAGAUGGCCCUCAAACCUUACAACCCAUGAGAGAGUUCAUACUGGACAGAAGCCUUAUAAAUGUAGAGAAUGUGGCAAAGCUUUUAUUGAUUCCUCCAACCUGAAAAAUCAUCAAAUUGUUCAUACUGGAGAAAAGCCUUAUAAAUGUAGAGAAUGUGGCAAAGCAUUCAGUACGUCCGCAAAACUUAAUCAUCAUCACAGAGUUCAUACUGGCGAGAAACCUUAUAAAUGUAGAGAAUGUGACAAAGUCUUUAGCUGGCUCUCAAACCUUAUUACCCAUCAGAGAGUUCAUACUGGACAGAAGCCUUAUAAAUGUAGAGAAUGUGGCAAAGCUUUUAUCGAUCCCUCCAACCUUAAAAGUCAUCAGACUGUUCAUACUGGAGAAAAGCCUUAUAAAUGUAGAGAAUGUGGCAAAGCAUUCAGUACGUCCACAAAACUUAAUCAACAUCACAGAGUUCAUACUGGAGAGAAACCUUAUAAAUGUAGAGAAUGUAGCAAAGUCUUUAGCCAUUCCUUCACCCUUAAUCGUCAUCAGAGAGUUCAUACUGGAGAGAAGCCUCAUAAAUGUAGAGAAUGUGGCAAAGCCUUUAGAAGUCCCUACUCCCUUAAUAUACAUCAGAGAGUUCAUACUGGAGAGAAGCCUUAUAAAUGUAGAGAAUGUGGCAAAGCCUUCAGUGAGUCCUCAACACUUAAUCGCCACCAGAAAAUUCAUACUGGAGAUAAGGCUUAUAAAUGUAGAAAAUGUGGCAAAGCCUUUAGAUGGUCCUCAAAUCUUACUGCGCAUCAGAGAGUUCAUGCUGGAGAGAAGCCACAUGAAUGAAGAGAAUGUGCCACAUCCAUUGGCAGCUCCUCAAACCUUACUGCACAUCAGAGAGGUCAUACUGGAGAGGAGCCUUAUGAAUGUAAAAAUGGAACAAAGCUUUUCAUCAGUGUUCCUGCCUUAUUGUACAGCAGAGCUCAUACUUGAGAGAAGUAUUACAAAUAGGAGGAGUGUCAUAAGUCCUUGACCAGCAGUGAGAACUUACUGAACAUUACAGAAUUCUGCCUGGGAACAAGCCUUAUGAAUGUGAAAUAUGUAGUAAAGUCUUUAAAACCCGUUCAUGUAUUACUGUACAUGAGAGACUUCAUGCUGAAGAGAAAUCUUUCAAAUGUAGAGCAUGUGCAAGAUCCUGUACCUGUAGCCCAAAAUUUACUGGAUAUCAGAGACUUUUAUAGUGGAGGAAAGCCUUACCCUAUAGAAAAUGUGAGAAAGCACUGGCUGGCUUGCCUCCGUGGUUUAGCUUGGAUGUAUGAACCAGGAGGCCAGGGUGCCAUUCCUGGUCAGGGCACAGGCCCCGGAUGGGGACUCAAUUCCAGGUAUGGCUCUUGCAGGUGCCAGCUGAUUAGUGAUUCCCUCUCAUCAUUGAUGUUUCUAUAGCCCCCUCUCUUUUCCUCUCUGUGCUAUAACAAUGCCAUCUAAACCUCUUCCUCCUCCACAUCAGCCCUUCAGGCCCCUAUAGCUUCUGUUCAGUAGCUUGGAAUUUUAUUAAUGCUAUAACUGACAUCAGAAUUUGGUAGAUAUAUUGCUUUAUAUUCAUGAAGUAGGAAGCCCACCAUUCAAUUUUUAUGCUGGAUUCUAAAGUUUUGAAUGUUAUUAAUUUUUGGAAUAUGAUAAAUUGGCUUCUGUGUACUUUAUAAAAGAAUAAAUAAAAAAAAGGUCAGGGAGGCUGUUUUAGAAUAAAAGAGACUAAAGAGUUUUAACAAUCAAAUGUAAUGUAUGGACUGUAAUUAUAUUUUAGUCCAAAAGAAAAAAAUCUUUACAAAUUAUAUUGAGGACAAAAGAUAAAAUUUAAAUUUGAACUGGAUAUUGUGAUAUUAGGGGAUUAAUGCUAAUUUUCCUAAGAGUGAUAAUACUUUUGUGGUUAUGCAAGCAUGUUUAGGAGGUACAUGCUCAAGUUUUCAGAGGUGAAGUGUAAGCAUAUGAUGUCUGCAACUAAUUUUCAAGUUAUUAAAAAACAACUAAAUAUAUUUAACAAUGUUAACAUUUUAAAAUGUUAACUGUUGAAACUCAGUGGUGACUGUGUGGGUAUUCUUUUGUAUUAUUCUUCAACUUUUCUGUAUAUUUUGUAAUAAGUUAAAAAAGGAGAGAAGGGGGCUAUUUAACCUACUGUUCCAAAUACUCAACUAUAAAACUAUUUUUUCUUUUAUAAUGUAUUAAUAUGGAAGCCUCUGCUGCUUCACAAAGUAUUCUGUAGGACACAUUGGUCUAAGGUAGGCUCUUAGUACAUUUAAGAAAUAUAGAAUAAUAAUAAAGAUUUCAGUGAAGAAGGAAAUCUUAAAAAAAUUCAAAAUACACUUAAAAAUCUCCAUCCAGCUAGCUGAGGAAAUGUUUACUGUAUCAUUUGCAAGGAAGCCUCUCUAAGGAGUUUCAAGCUUAACAGUGGAGUGACUUCACUGGCUAGAUGAAUGAAGGUUGCAGGUUGCAAAGUGGCUCUUGAAUGUCCAGUAUCCAAAUCUUUUCUCUUAGUGUAACCUCAUGGAUGAUGGCAUAGGCUAAAUUUUCAAUCACCUGUAUCCUUUGGUCCUUACUUAGAGCACUUUCAGAAAGAGAGAAAAAUAAAAAUGUAUAGGCAUUUGACACUUCCCAUUAUGGAUGAAGUUAUAAGGACACCUAAUAGUUUCCUGUGGCGGUAAAUUUGAUGUGCUAAUUUGGACUACAGAUGCCCAGGUAUUUGAUUAAAUGUUAUUCCUGGGUGUGCCUGGAGGGUGUUGAUGGGAGAGAUUUGUAUUUGAACAGAGACUGAGUAAAUCAGAUUGCCCUCCCCAGUUUGAGAGACUGAAUAAAAGCAAAGGUGGAGGGAGAGGUACUCUCUUACUGACUACUGAACUGGGCAGAGGACCUGAACAGACACUUCUCCCAAGACAUACAAAUGGCCAACAGAUAUAUGAAAAGAUGCUCAACUUCACUAGCUUAUUAGGGAAAUGCAAAUCAAAACUACAAGAUACGAUCUCACACCUGUUAGAAUGGCUAUUCUCAACAAGCCAAGAAUAACAAGUGCAGAGGUUGUGAAGAAAAAGGAACCCUAUUCAUUGCUGAUAUGAAUGUAAACUGGUACAGCCACCAUGGAAACCAAUAUGGAGUUUCAAGCCUAACGAAUAUUUCUUUUUGUAAAUCUUCUGUCCAUAUGCCGAACUCAUAUGAUGAAUUAUUCAAUAAAUAUGUGUUGAAUGCCUA